CGGAAAGAGAAAACAAUUUUGUGCGAAAGAACACGCCAUUCCUGUCUGAUCUUUAGGGAGAUCUUGCAUGCUGUUGUGUAGUAAAGGAGAAAAACGCCCAUUCACGCGCCUCGUCCCUUCUCUGAUGCCCGAGAGGGGAACUUUCCCACAAGCCAUGGACUUUUGAGAGAGAGAGAAAGAGAGAGAGAGAGAGAGAGAGAGAGAGAGAGAGAGAGAGAGAGACGCGCUCGGCGAAUCCGAACACACACACACACACACACACACACCAGCGCACAGAGAGCUCGCGCUCCAGCAGCAGCAGUCCCCAGCUUUCUCUUCCCAAAAGGCACAGAAACAGCGUUUGGUUAGUUUUAGUGACUUUAACCUGAAGAAUAAUGACUUUUAGUCGACUGCUGUGCUAAAUUUGGAUGCUUUUCUCAGACGGCUUUUCAAAGUAAAACUAACGGAGAAGGAUUAAAAAUAAUAAAAACAACAACAUUUCUGUUAAAGAUGAACAGCCAAGUGGAAAACGAGACAAGCGAAUACAGCAACGGCCCCGAGGAAGAGGUUCGGACUCUGUUCGUCAGCGGUUUGCCGCUGGACAUCAAACCCCGUGAGCUUUACCUGCUGUUCAGACCUUUUAAGGGAUAUGAAGGUUCGCUGAUUAAACUUACAUCGAAACAGCCGGUCGGAUUUGUGAGCUUCGACAGCAGAUCAGAGGCUGAAGCAGCCAAGAACGCCCUGAAUGGAGUUCGCUUCGACCCGGAGAUUCCCCAGACUUUACGGCUGGAGUUCGCCAAAGCCAACACCAAGAUGGCCAAGAGCAAACUGGUAGGGACGCCCAACCCCCCUCCGUCUCAGCAGAGCCCUGGCCCGCCCUUCAUCAGCCGGGAAGCUUAUGAGCUCACAGUUCCUGGUCUGUAUCCUAGCAACCCUGACGUGUGGGCAUCAUACCCGCUGUACCCCGCUGACCUAUCACACACCCUUGCGCCCGCUUUCACCUACCCCUCCUCCCUACACACUCAGAUCCGUUGGCUCCCUCCAGCAGACGCUCAGGGCUGGAAGUCCAGGCAGUUCUGCUGAAAUACAUGUUCCUUAUGUGUGAUGGUGGCUAAGGAUGGCCUUGAGCUGCUACCCCCUCCAACUCUCUCUCUCUCUCUCUCUCUCUCUCUCUCUCUCUCUCCAACUAUCUCCAACCACAAAGUCCAAACCAGGGACCUCCAGACUCACCUUCCUCAGUCAUGGACCACAGGUCACCACCACUUCCCCCGGGUUUAAAGAGCAAAUCAAGACCAGCUCUGCCUCCAUCACACAUCCCCUUCCCCUUUUCUCUACUGUUACACCACUGACACUUGUAUAGAAGGAGUGCACAUGGGCCUGCAUCCCCCCCCUCUCUCUCUGUAUCCUAUUCAAUUAGACCAAGUAUAGUCUCAUGGUAAAUUUUUACUAUAUACCACCAUUUAAAACAUAUUCUCUGUCUCUCCAUGCAUCUUUCUUUCCUUCUCUCCCUUCAUACCAUUUUCUCACUCCAUCACUCUGUUCAUUCUUUUCACAGAAUGAAAAACUGAAAGUACUGUAUUACAGUAUCGUAAUCAUACUCUAUACUUAAUUCUGACUUCUUUAUCAUAUGAAAAUGUAACCCAGCCCUAUAUCGCCAGUCGAAGGUUUAUUAUCGGCACAACCCGAACAAAAUGAUCCAGAGUAUCUCGCUCUGAGAUCCUAAUGCGACUCGGAAUAAGUGUUUUAUUAAAGACUACAGGCUUUAAAGUCUAUAGAUACAACACUCGAGAGACGGUGCUAAAACAUGAAUAUCUAGAGUGUUAAAAAUGUAGGGUUUCCAAUUAUAUAAAAUAAUUUGUCAAUUAAUUAAACACUCUAAACAUUAUAAACAUUCUUCCAAUAAUUAAACAUUUAAUAAUAAACAUUUCUGGAUUUAUUGAACAUUAAUAAAGAAGAAGAAAUAUUUCUGGAUUUAUUACAUAUGUAAUAAUAAACAUUUAUUUUUUAGUAAUAAAUAUUUAUUGACUGUAAUAAUAAAUACAUAUUCCCUGGUUUGUAAAAUGUUAAACUAUAGGACGUUUAAAAGCUUUUGGCUGUCAGUGUAACAUAAAUCCCCACAGAUCAGAUCUCGAGGAUGCAGGCAGUGUGUAUCACUCCUUCCAUUUCAGUGUUGUGGUUGUGUAUUAAUCAAUAUUAUCUUUAUAACCUAUGUUAUCAUUGUCGCUAUUUACACUGAUUAUAAUUAGCAAACCGCGAUCGUUUGAAGCAUGUCGUAAUCAGAAUGGAGAUGCUGUACAUUUUUAGACCUUUUGAAGACGAAUACAGAAGUAUUUUUAUAAUCAGGUGAAUGUUUAUAGUGUGUGUCGUGUGUGUGUGUGUGUGUGUGUGUGUGUGUGUGUGUAGGGGUGUGAGGAUAUCAAAAUGUUUUACUUUCCUGCUUCAUUCCAGCUGCCAAAGACAAUCAGAAUGAAGAUAUCUCUGAUAAAAAUGACUUCCUCUUUAAUAAUAAUAAUAAUAAUAAUAAUAAUAAUAAUAAUAAUAAUACAUAUCAUAUAUUCCAAAACCAAAGACUUACAGUUAUGUGUGCAUGUGCUGAACAUCGUUUACACCACGAUAUACACAGUAUUCAUGACCUGCUCUCCAGGAAGCAUGGUCUGUGAUCUGUUUCAGGAAAAGAUUUGUUUUUUAUUUUGUAAGGCAAGUGUCCCAGGUGCUGAAGGGAAGUUCUAUGAGAAUUGUAUGUUUUUGAGGUGAAAUGAUCCAAAUAAAAAAUAUUUCCCUGUGA
Molecule: messenger RNA, 2764 nt
Organism: Hemibagrus wyckioides
Lineage: Eukaryota; Metazoa; Chordata; Actinopteri; Siluriformes; Bagridae
Gene: rbpms
Product: RNA binding protein, mRNA processing factor
Exons: 9
Coding region: 490-1062 (190 amino acids)
Molecular function (GO): mRNA binding
Source: RefSeq, a predicted model, not a curated record